UUAUUUACAUCAAUCCAGAAUAUUCCCUCAUGCCUGUCAAAUUUGGAUUGUUGUUUGUUUACGUUUGAAGUGUCAAAUUCUAUUGUUUAUUCCAAAUAUUUCUUGCGUUUUCUUGUUGUGUUUUAUUUUGCCAUGGGACCUUGCGGUAAAUAUGGCAUCCAGAUCCGCCCAGAGGACGGUUGGGUUGAUAUUGGCGAUGGCUUCCAGGUGCGUGCCAUUCGGGAAUAUAGCAACCCAAAUCAGGCACCGCCGAUGGACAGGUCCGACCUGCUCGCCCUAGUGGUGGACAAAACUAACCUAGACGAAGGCGUUCCGUUGACGUUCAGCAAUCCGGUGUACGGACACACCCGGCGUGAGUUGUACCAGCACCAGUGCCACUACUGCCCGCGUACUUACACGACCUUCGAAUUCAACCAGAUGAGGAAGCACUUGCAAGGCCAUGCCAAGAUCGGUUGCGGUUAUUGUGACGCCCGGUUCCACACCAUCCAGCAGUGUGUCUGGCACCGGCUUCGGGUUCACGACGUUGGGUCACUCAGCACCAAGCCGUUGGGGUUCCUCUACAUCUGCAAGUGCUGCCAUCUGGGCCUGUCGACGGAAGAAAGAAUGUACGAUCACUUGAAGAAGUGCCAUCUGGACUACAUCCGAAAAGAGUUCCCAAAGUCGUUGGCCUUCUUGGACGAGGAUCGCCCGAACCCGGACGACACUCCGCGGUAUUUCUGCAAGUCGUGCGAUCUGACCAUAGCGGAAACCGUCCACAUUGAGGCCCAUCGCGCGUGGCACAGGCAAAAACCACGUGCGGAACCGCACUUUCGGUGUCCGUGCUGUCCGGAGGAUUUCACCACCCAAAAGCUGUACGCCCAGCACCUGAUCAAACACGUCGAGGAGCAACCGGACAAGGGAAAGGUUGGCGAUCGGUUCGUUUGUCCGUACUGCAAGCGAGACUAUGCCUAUUUUUACAAGGUGAAGAACCACAUAACCAAGAAACACGCCGUGCUGAAUCCGCACCGUUGCCAGUUCUGUCCGUGCGAGUUUCCGAACGGGGAAAUCCACCGGGAGCAUAACUUGACCUGUCAUGGAGUGGUUCGACGUGGCGCGUAAGGAGAAAGUUGAUGUUGUUUAUUUUCUUGUUUAUUUCUAUACUGGUUUAUAUUUGAGUUUUUGUUUUGCUUAUUGAAAUAAAGGGAUUUGGGAUU
This is a messenger RNA of Culex pipiens pallens (northern house mosquito), 1193 nucleotides long. Its product is annotated as zinc finger and BTB domain-containing protein 40-like. NCBI's taxonomy places the organism in Eukaryota, Metazoa, Arthropoda, Insecta, Diptera, Culicidae. Bases 133 to 1098 code for a protein of 321 amino acids. The record is from RefSeq and is a predicted model, not a curated record. The transcript is spliced from 2 exons.